This is a messenger RNA of Tribolium castaneum (red flour beetle), 6748 nucleotides long. RefSeq names its product Transient receptor potential cation channel, subfamily M (gene Trpm). Bases 210 to 5393 code for a protein of 1727 amino acids. Gene Ontology annotation, molecular function: monoatomic cation channel activity. Lineage: Eukaryota; Metazoa; Arthropoda; Insecta; Coleoptera; Tenebrionidae. Gene Ontology annotation, cellular component: plasma membrane. The record is from RefSeq and is a predicted model, not a curated record. Gene Ontology annotation, biological process: protein tetramerization; metal ion transport; monoatomic cation transmembrane transport. The transcript has 27 exons.
GACGCUGCCCGAGUGUGUUCGCUCUCUGCGAAAAUGUACGAAUCUCUUCAGUCCAUUUCAAACACGAGGGGGAAUGUGUUGUUUGAGAGUGUUGUGGAGUAUUUGCGAGAAUUAAUUUUUUCCGACGUAUGCAAAGAACCACAGCUACGGGGUGGUUUGUGAAACAAUGGUAGAAACAGUGUUGUCUAGUGAAAUUACGCGCAGCCAGCAUGAAGAAGUCCAAGUCGCACGCCAAAACGCAAUCUUACUCUUAUCUGGAUAAACCGAGAGCAAAACAUCGACGCGGAAUAUUUGACUCUUUAGUGAGUUCUUUAUCAACAUUUUUAUGGCCGGUGGCAACUCCAUUUUCUUCCGCUCCUGCGCGGAGUUGGAUAGAAGCGACCUUCCACAAGAGAGAAUGCGUCAGAUUCAUAGCCCACACCCAACACACCAAAGAUGAGCAAAGAUGUGGGUGUGGGCGUACUUUGGCACAACAUAAACACAACACUGAAACUGUACCUCCAUUGGCAGGAGAAAUAUGGUUCCCGAGCAGAUGCACGACGGCGUUGCCGACGGACGCCUAUGGGAUACUCGAGUUCCAGGGAGGACCUCAUCCUUCCAAAGCUCAAUACAUCAGGGUCGCUCACGACACAAAACCGGAACAUCUCAUGCAGCUUAUUACGAAGGAGUGGAAUCUGGAACUUCCUAAACUGCUCAUUUCCAUCCAAGGAGGAAAGGCUAACUUCGAAUUGCAACCGAAAUUGAAGAAAGUUCUCCGGAAGGGCCUACUGAAGGCGGCUCGCUCCACCGGCGCUUGGAUAUUCACAGGCGGCACGAAUACAGGAGUCACAAAGCACAUCGGCGACGCCCUGCUCCUCGAGCGCUCGCAGCGGACCGGAAGGGUGAACACCUUGGGCAUAGCGCCAUGGGGUAUCGUCGAAAACAACCAAGAGCUCAUCGGUCACAAUACGGAAGUGCCAUAUCACUCAAUAUCAUCGCCCAGGUCCAAGUUUGCAGCUUUAAAUAAUAGACACGCUUAUUUCCUACUAGUCGAUAAUGGGACUGUUGGAAAGUACGGUGCGGAAAUAGUCUUGAGGCGAAGACUGGAAAAAUACAUAUCAAAACAGAGACUAUAUCCAUUUACCCAAAGUCCCAUACCCAUAGUCUGUUUAGUCAUAGAAGGGGGUACUAAUACUAUAAGGGCUGUCCUAGAAUACGUUACUGACGACCCACCUGUCCCUAUUGUGGUCUGCGACGGGUCAGGUCGAGCAGCUGAUUUAAUUGCCUUCAUGUGCAAGUACGAACUGUCGGUGCUUAAAUCCAUGCGGGAUUAUAUCAUCGCAACAAUAACGAGGGCUUUUGAAGUUAACAGAGAGUUAGCCGAGUGUCUCUACGGCGAAUUAAUGCAAUGUGUGGAGAACAAAAAUUUGAUUACUGUUUUUCGAAUUGCCGACAAAUACGACCAAAAACCGCAAGAACUCGACCAGACAAUCCUCACAGCGCUGUUCAAGUCCCAGCACCUUUCGCCCACUGAGCAGCUCAGCCUCGCGCUCACUUGGAACCGUGCAGACAUCGCGCGGUCGGAAAUUUUUAUUUAUGGCCAAGAGUGGCCACGUGGGGCCCUUGAAGAGGCCAUGAUGAAGGCGCUAGAGCACGAUCGGUGCGAUUUCGUGAAGCUGUUAUUGGAGAAUGGGGUUAGCAUGCGAAAAUUUUUGACGAUACCUCGUCUGGAAAACUUGUACAACUCCAAAGAGGGGCCUAGCAAUAUCCUGCGGUACAUUUUGAGAGACGUGCGGCCGCACAUCCCCGCCGGUUAUGUGUACACCUUGCACGAUAUCGGCCUAGUUAUCAACAAGCUGAUGGGCGGCGCCUACAGGGCCUUCUACACCCGCCGAAAAUUCCGGCCUAUUUACGCCAAAGUCAUGAACAAGGGCCAGAACAUGCAGCGAAACUCGACCUCGUUCGUCAAGCAGUACGGAAACGCGAUGAGUCUGCUGGCUCAAGCCUUGCCGUCUAACGCCAAUCCCUGCCUCUUCGAUUAUCCUUUUAACGAGCUUUUGAUAUGGGCUGUGCUAAUGAAACGGCACAAAAUGGCCCUGCUUAUGUGGCAGCACGGGGAGGAAGCUCUAGCGAAGGCGCUAGUCGGCUGUAAAUUGUACAAAGCCAUGGCGCACGAAGCCGCCGAAGACGACAUGGAGACGGAAGUUUACGAGGAGUUGAGGAGCUACGGCAAGGAAUUCGAAAAUAUAGCUCUGGAAGUUCUGGAUUUUUGCUACCGGCAGGACGACGAUCAAACACAGCAGCUUUUAACCUGUGAACUGCAGAACUGGUCGGGGCAAACGUGCCUGAGUCUGGCCGUCGCCGCCAAUCACAGGGCGCUUUUGGCGCAUCCCUGCUCGCAAAUAAUUCUGGCCGAUCUGUGGAUGGGCGGCCUGCGGACGCGCAAAAACACCAACCUGAAGAUCAUGCUGGGGCUCUUGUGCCCGCCCUACAUCCUCAAGCUCGAGUUCAAGUCCAAGGAAGAGUUGCAGCUAAUGCCGCAAACAACCGAGGAACACAUGGAGUUGGAGAACGACGACGAUGACAAGUCCGAUUCCGACAAAAACGUUGACGGGGAAGUAAGUCGUAAAGUGGUACGAAAACAUUAUAUUGAGCUUUAUCCCAAAAAACGCACUAGAAGUUUGAGUAUGCGAAGCAAGUCUGCAAACCCUCAAGGUGUAAAGGCCCUCCUCACCGAAAACUUCAUCCGGCGCGAAACCGUCGUGCAGGAAAACGGCAAAGUGCUGUCCGACCCAGAGGAAAAUAAAUAUCACGUGUUUUUCACCGACGUGCCCCAGGAGAGGGUGCCGCGAAACCGCGAGUUGAAAAUAAGCAAAAAAUUGUACGAGUUUUACACCGCUCCGAUCACGAAGUUCUGGGCCAAUUCCAUCGCGUAUAUCACUUUUUUGAUCAUAUUCAGUUACACGAUUUUGGUGAAAAUGGACGAGCGGCCAUCGUGGCAGGAGUGGCUGGCCAUCUCCUUCAUGUGCACCUACGGCUGUGAGAAGUUGAGGGAACUGUUUUCGUCCGAACCGGUCGGGCUCAAGCAAAAGCUGGCCGUUUGGUGCUGGAAUUUGUGGAAUCCGUGCGACAUGGCGGCAGUUUUGUUCUUCCUAAUUGGGGUCGUCCUCAGAUUCAAAGAGAGCACGUUCGAGGUCGGCCGGGUUUUUUACUGUGUUAACAGCAUUUACUGGUAUUUGCACAUUUUGAAUAUCUUGAGCGUGAACAAAUAUUUAGGUCCAUUGGUCACAAUGAUGGGUAAAAUGGUCAAAAACAUGAUUUAUUUCGUUGUUCUUUUACUGAUUGUUUUGAUGAGCUUUGGGGUGUCCCGACAGGCGAUUUUAUUCCCUGAUACCCCGCCCAGCUGGGGGAUUGCCAGAGACGUGUUUCUGGAGCCCUAUUUCAUGUUGUACGGUGAAGUAUAUGCAGACAAAAUUGACCCUCCUUGUGGGGAAGACGAGGAAAAGCCGUGUCAGACAGGCCGUUGGGUGUCUCCAGUCAUCAUGUCUGUGUAUCUUUUGGUGGCUAAUAUCCUCCUAAUUAAUCUUCUGAUCGCCGUUUUCAACAACAUUUUUAAUGAAGUGAACGCGGUGGCGCACCAGGUGUGGAUGUUUCAGAGAUUUACCGUCGUCAUGGAGUACGAACAGAAGCCGAUUCUGCCACCUCCAUUUAUCAUAUUUUGCCACAUCUAUUUACUAAUCAAGUAUUUGAGGCGAAAAAUGGAAGGGAAGGAAGAGAGUUACGACAACGGAUUGAAGCUGUUUUUAGAUAGGGAUGAAAUGGAGCGCUUGUACGAUUUUGAGGAAGAUUGCGUCGAGGGUUAUUUUGCCGAACAAGAGCUGAAACUGCAACAGUCGACCGAAGAACGCAUAAAAGUUACCACAGAACGCAUAGAACACCUCACACAGAAAAUCGAAGACAUCAAUACCAAGGAGAACAUUCACACCACUGCCCUACAAAAUCUGGAGUUGAGAUGCCGGCGCCUGGUGGACCAAAUGCAGGAGGUUUCCACCGAAAUGGAAAAAAUUCGCACGUCGAUUGAGAGCCAGGGUUCCACGGCAGGUCCGUCGUUUGAUGCUGGUUUCAUACGCGAGCGAACAGUCAGUGAGCCUACUGAAGCCCUCGUGGAAGAUGUUCCAACCCUUAAAAUUGGCUCUUCGGCAACGAAGAGAAAACCAAUCGUUCGGUCGCUGACUGAGGUUCGGCCGGACGCUUACAUUUUCGACAACGGCCAGCACAUCGAGUACAGAUACGACGAAGAGGAGGAGUGUAACGAAGAAAUAGAUCCUUUGCCGAAAUCAGAGAGUCAACAACCCUUGACAUUCGAGAGGCAACGAACCAGAAGCACGGACUCUAAAACAUCGAACGAUUCGGCCGAAGUUUCAGCCGAUGAUUUAGGAGCCCUAAGUUUGGAAGUUUUGCGAAACUGGGCGAUUCAAAAAAGGAAAGAUUCGACGGGAACGGGGCGGCGAAGUUCCGACGGUGGAAAUGCAUGUGAAAAACUCCUAGAACAUUUUUCACCACAAAGCCUAUAUUUCUACCACUAUUACAGGAAGGAGGGCGAAGACUCGAGCAAUGGGAGCAAACGCAGUCUUAACAAAAGACAAUUGUCCCAAACCCACUCCGAACCCGAAACUAGCGAUCCUCCGGCAACCGCCACGAACCCGUCGCGUCCCAUGACGCUGGAGCGUAGCGUAACGUUCACCGAGCCCCGAAUCAAAGUGAUUCCACCGACUAGCAUCGCAGGUGGUAGUAAUCGAACGGCUUUAUUAAUGCAUAUGCAUACUGAAUAUACGAGCAUCACUGACGAACUCGAAAGUGUUUGCGGCUUGUUAAGUCCGCCGAGAUCGCCAGGACUGUUAUCGCCGCCACGACCCGAACAGUCGCCCCCAAGUCAGCGCAAAAGACACCCAUCGGAAAUGUCCAACCCCGAAAUCGCGAUCAACUUCGAAAAAGAGCAUUUACGAAGCGCCGAAGAGUGCGAUUACAUGGUCAUGGAAAAUUUGAUCCAGAGGCGGUAUGACGAAGAGGACGGGGAGCACGGCCCCCUUAAUCCGGACCUGUUAAGCGUAGUUACCGAAACUCGCGAAUUUAGGAUUAGUUCGAUCGGUUCACGGCCGCUGAAGAGGGCAAGUGCCGUGGAAGGGGACGCACAGCCUUUAGAUUCUGGCAGUGAUUCGGCAAUUCAGGGUGAUUCCACCGAGCGUCAGGAUUCAACCGAGUCGAAUGACAUCACGUCGGCCCUUCUGAACCAGCCCCCGAUGCCGCAGAGACCCUCCAUAGUGAUGGACUCCUCGCAGUUACCGAUUCAAAGGGAAGUGCAAAAGGCCGAAUCCAAAGAUAGUCUCCACAUGCAGUCGGAGACGAUGUGUUAAAUUCUACGUGUCUUCACGUCUUUUUGUGAACUUAUUAGCGACUCAUCGCACACUAAAGUAUUCAUAUCACAAUGCAAGUCUUCUUUCGGCGUUACUUUAAACAUUUUUUUAUGAAAUAUGUACACUGUCCACGUCGUAGGCCCACGGUAAAUAAUGAGAAAUCUUAACAAUAAGACACGUCGGGUGCAUAAAACUAUACUGAUUUGGUAUUCAAUGUUUUCGUGUUCCUGCAUAUUAUUUGCCAAAGAUAUAACUUCGAUCUUCGAUUUUAAAUGAAUUAUGUUAAGAGUAGUGAUAAUCCUGAUCUUCCUAACAUCUUUUUUCUCAGUGGCAUUUAAAUUAUUAGAGAAUUUGUGUUCUGUAGAUGAUAUUCCAUUAAUUAGUUCGCGUAGUAAAUAAUAGUAUUCGUAGCUGUAGUACUUGGUUGACCUUAGAAAUUGUUUUAAAAUGUUAACACGUUAACUGUCAACACACUCAUAUUUAUUGGUUGGCAGGCAAUAUGUUAAUAAAACCAAACACCAAUUAACAAAUUAAAUGUAUUUUUAAUAAUUACAACAUUCAUCAAAAAUCUCAGUCUCUUAGGUCCAUUGGAAUUGUACACCUGGGGUCAACUGUACUAUGUUAUUGCGUUUAUAAUUGUAAUUGUGAUAUUUUUAAAAUUAUUUAGUGUUUCAUAAAAAUCGACAAUAUCAAAAGUCGCAACUAAAAUAUAAAAUUUCCCAACCCUUAGACCAAGUUUGACACAAACCCAAGUUUUAUAUUUGUGGUGCGACAUGAGUAGUCUAUAAAUGGUGUAAAAAUCUCAUUCAUGGUGUACAUAAAGGUGGGGAAUAAUUUUAUAACAUGAAUCAAUAAAACAAUCAUAUCCCCAAUCUUUUUUAACUGAUGUUUGUAAAUAGUCAGUAGUGGCUCAACAGUAGUGCUCAAGUUUGGCGAUUCUAGCAAUACUUUUGAUUUUUAUCGUAAGAUUCUAAUGUGUCCGUAAUUUAGAAAAACUAUAAAUGUAGCAAUGCGCAACAACCCCAUAAAUAAGGUAUCAGUUCAGAUUUCUCUUUGUUUUUCUAGUACUUGCACCAUUUUUCUUAUGAACGUAAUCAAUACGGACGAAUACUACUAGAGUGCGAUACGACUACAAAAGUUGUUCCUAGCUCGUCAACUUCUAAGCGCUAUAAGGUUAUUUUGUAUCUCGUUUCGCCUUCUGGUAGUUAGUUCUCCGUAAUCAGCACCAACUAGUUUUUGUAUGAUUAAUUUUAAUAACAUCACACGUUUUAACAGUUUUGUGACUUUGUGUAAGUUACGUUACCAGAAAAUUGUAUUUGCAUACUUACGCAGAAUAAAUGAAGUGGUGUUGAGAA